Messenger RNA from Camellia sinensis, 608 nucleotides. The record is from RefSeq and is a predicted model, not a curated record. Lineage: Eukaryota; Viridiplantae; Streptophyta; Magnoliopsida; Ericales; Theaceae.
AUGGCUAUCUCUCUCCUCAAACUCACAACCAUUCUCUCUCUAGUCACCACUCCAUUCCUUGCCUCCCUCUCUCAAACAACCUCAUCAACCAAUCUCUAUAAAGACGACGAAGAGUACACACGCGACACUCCUAGAUUUACCAGAAGUCGGUUCUUAGCCAGUACCAUCAAGAAAGUAAUGGAUUGUGAUCCGAUCAAUAACAAUUUGUGCAAUGGGAUGUCAACGAACAACGGGACUAGCCUUCUGUACUGUUGCAAGAAGCUUUGUUGCAACGUUCUUGGAGACAAAAACAACUGUGGGCAGUGCGGGCACAAGUGCCAACUAGGAGAGCUUUGUUGUCAUGGUACUUGCAUCAACAUUGCCUACGACACCUCAAACUGCGGCGAGUGUGACAAUGCGUGCUCGCCGGGGCUUAAAUGCGAGUAUGGAUCUUGUGGGUAUGCUUGAACUACUCUAGUCAUGUUCACCAAAUGAGUAGCUAUUUGAGAUUUUUGGGUGGAAAGAUGGAUUGGAAUAAUAAAUGAUACGUUAUAAUGGUUUUUUCCUUUUUUAUUUUCAUCAGACCGUAGUUUGGAGAGAGAAAAGUUUCGCAUGUGACAAGAGUUAGA